This is a messenger RNA of Lethenteron reissneri (Far Eastern brook lamprey), 6611 nucleotides long. Its product is annotated as transcription initiation factor TFIID subunit 6-like. The record is from RefSeq and is a predicted model, not a curated record. Gene Ontology annotation, cellular component: SAGA complex; SLIK (SAGA-like) complex; transcription factor TFIID complex. Gene Ontology annotation, biological process: RNA polymerase II preinitiation complex assembly; transcription initiation at RNA polymerase II promoter. NCBI's taxonomy places the organism in Eukaryota, Metazoa, Chordata, Hyperoartia, Petromyzontiformes, Petromyzontidae. Gene Ontology annotation, molecular function: transcription coactivator activity; protein heterodimerization activity; RNA polymerase II general transcription initiation factor activity.
CCUAAGAUGGCCGAUGAAGGGGGCCAGGAAACCCACGGGCUAUUGUUGAUGGGGACGGUCGGCCCCGAUUAUUUUACGCGGGUUAAAGUGUUUUGUUAAAUGUGAAACGGAAUAAAAAAUGUUGUUUUAAAAUAGAUAUAAAAUUAGGUUUUCUACAGACGCCAAGCGAAGGUAUAUACGACGUAUCAAGGAAAACCAUUCGGAGGUUUGUCCACGUCCGAUCGGAUUCAACAUAAACUCGCGCGGCUGUGCUUGGCACGAGGGGCGAUGGCGGAGGAGAAGAAGUCGCGCGUGAGCGGCACGCUGCUGCCCGUCGAGUCGGUGAAGCUCAUCGGCGAGUCCGUGGGACUCGCGCAGAUGUCGGAGGACGCGUGUCAGCUGCUCGCAGAGGAGGUUGGCUUCCGACUCAAGGAGCUGUCGCAGGAAGCGGCCAAAUUCAUGCGCCAUGGCAAGCGGAAAAAACUGAGCACAUCCGACCUCGACCACGCCCUGAAGAUACGCAACAUUGAGCCCCUGUACGGGUUCCAGUCGGCCGAGUUCAUCCCGUUCCGCUACGCGAGCGGAGGAGGGCGGGAGCUGUUCUUCUACGAGGAGCAGGAAGUGAACCUGAGCGACAUGAUCAACACGCCGCUCCCGCGCGUGCCACUCGACAUCAGCCUCAAGGCUCACUGGCUGAGCAUUGAGGGUGUUCAGCCGUCCAUUCCGGAGAACCCGCCUCCCACGCCAAAGGAGCAGCAGAAGAAGGAGGCGACGGAGCCCAUGAGGAUCAUGAAGCCCGGACAGAGCGACGGGAACCUCAAGCCUGGACACAAGGCCUCCACGAGCGGGACCUCCGACGGCAAGGGCAAGGACAAGAGGAAGGUGCCUGCGGAGGGCGCCGCCGUGCGCGUGAAAGCGCGUGCCACGCACGAGCUCUCCGUGGAGCAGCAGCUCUACUACAAGGAGAUCACGGAGGCCUGCGUCGGCUCCUGCGAGUCCAAGCGAGCGGAAGCACUGCAGAGCAUCGCGAGCGACCCGGGGCUGUACCAGAUGCUGCCACGUUUCAGCACCUUCAUCUCCGAGGGAGUGCGCGUUAACGUCGCUCAGAACAACCUGGCUCUGCUCAUCUACCUCAUGAGGAUGACCAAGGCACUGCUGGACAACCAGACGCUCUACCUGGAGAAAUACCUGCACGAGCUGAUCCCCGCGGUGGUGACGUGCAUCGUGAGCCGCCAGCUCUGCCUGCGCCCCGACGUGGACAACCACUGGGCCCUGCGCGACUUUGCCGCCCGCCUCAUGGCGCAGAUCUGCAAGAACUUCAGCUCCACGACAAACAACAUCCAGUCCCGCUCGACCAAGACCUUCGUGAAGAGUCUGCACGACGACAAGACGCCGUGGACGACGCGCUACGGCUGCAUCGCGGGCCUGGCCGAGCUCGGCUUCGACGUGAUCAAGACGCUCGUCAUCCCGCGUCUCCCCGCCGAGGGUGACCGCAUCCGGCAGGUGCUGGAGGGCCCGGUGAUCAGCAACAUCGACAAGAUCGGGGCGCAGCACGUGCAGACGCUGCUGCUGAAGCACUGCGCGCCGGUGCUGGUCAAGCUGCGUCCGGGCCCCGACAGCGCCGAGGCCUACAAGGCGGACUAUGGGCACCUGGGCCCCCUGCUGUGCACCCACGUCACCAAGGCUCGCGUGCAGGUCAGCUCCUCCUCCUCCUCAAUCACCGCUCAGGGCCUGCAGCUCAACCGCUCCACGCUCACCUUCACUCACCCACAGGUGCGUGGUGCCAUCGGUGCCCCUCACUCUCUCGCGAGCCCCCAGACGGCGCUGCCCCCCCGCUCCUCCACCAUCAUCAAGGUGCCAGGCUCAGGGGGGGGGCUCUAUUCCACGUCCCUGCAGGGGGGCAGCGACGCGUCUGGGCUGCCCCCCAAGUUCAUCGUCGUGUCGGCCCCCACCGGCCCCACACAGAUCCUGCCGAUGUCCUCCUCCACCUCGUCGCCCUCCACCUCGUCACCCGCCACCGCCUCCUCGCUGUCCUCGUCCCUGUCGGCCACGAUGGCGACGGCCGGCGGCACGCCCACCGUGGUGAAGCUGCUCGCGCCCAGCCAGAAGCUGGCGCCGGGCAUCACCGUCUCGGUGAUGCCCUCCUCCUCCUCGUCCUCCUCGUCGCCCUCCUCCUCGUCGCUCGACGUGACCGGCAAGCCGGUGACGCCGGCGCCGGCGGGGGCGUCGUCCUCGCUGGGCGUCGCGGCGAGGGGCGGUGCCGGCAGCGUGCCGCAGCUCAUCGCCGUCAAGCAGGAGGGCGUCGACGGCCAGCCCAUGGUGGUGCUGCGCAAGCCGGGUGCGCCGGGACCGGCAGCAGGAGCAGCAGCAGGAGGAGCCACGAGCAACGCCGUGACGGUGACGGUGGCGGGGGUGACGGCCGCUGCCGGCGGUGGCGUUGGCGGUGCCGUUGGCGGUGUCGGCACGGCUUUGGGGACGGCGCCUGGUGGGACGGGCUCAGCGGUGCCCAAAUCGGAGCCCGGGACCACGGGCUCGGCUUAGCCCGGUACCACUGCCGUGGUGGUGGUGGUGGUGGCAGGGGAGUCGAGAUGAUAGUGAUGGUGUCUGGAUCGUAGUAGUGUUGAAUUCUCUAAAGCAGUGGAUUUACACCCACCCCCACCCACCCCCAGUCCAUAGCUACGCGCACUGCCGGAUAGCGUCCCACCCCCCCCCCCGCCUCCCCUCCCACAAGGGUUAUACUGCUGCUUCACACGGCCGCACGUAUGCUUGUGUGUAUCUUGAAAUCGUACAUGUUCGUGUUUGGACGUUGACAUUAUUUAGCGCCGAGCGUAGCCAACGGCGCUUAACGGAGGUGCGGGAAAGUGGCCAGCGGCCAGUCGCAUGCAACACUCUUCCAUUAACGUCGACGAUGAAUUGACCGUGGCUUUAGCGAGAAUCCUAUGGAGUUGGUGCUUUCGCUAAAAUCAAAUCUAUUUUACUGUUUUUACUUCACCAGGCAAGGCCCGCUAGCGCUUUCUCAGCAGCAACCCGGCCGCAAAUGAUAGCUCAGCCAAGUGGCUUAUCGCGUGGAAAUUUCAGGCAGUCUAAUACUCUGAACGCGGGAUGUUGAUUCUAAAUGUGGAGGGGAAAAGCGGAGGAUCCGGAGAAAGAUCUGCGUGACGGGGAGAGGGAGAGAGACGCAAACUCCAAAUAUACAGCAGCAGGCGUCGUCAGGGUUGGGAUCGAACCCACGACCUCCUGCAUACCGGGCGAGGUAGUUAACAUCUAGCCACCGUGAUGAUGAUGAGAGACGCAAACUCCAAAUAUACAGCAGCAGCAGGCGUCAGGGUUGGGAUCGAACCCACGACCUCCUGCACACCAGGCGAGGUAGUCAACAUCUCCUAGCCACUGUGAUGAUGAUGAGAGAGAGACGCAAACUCCAAAUAUACAGCAGCAGGCGUCGUCAAGGUUGGGAUCGAACCCACGACCUCCUGCACACCAGGCGAGGUAGUUAACAUCUCCUAGCCACCGUGGUGCCCUUGUUGAACAAUUAAUUGCGUCACAUGUGGAGCUGUGUGUGUUUCAUUGUUGGGGGGGUGGAGGGAGGUUGUUAAAUGUUCCAAGGAUAAAUCACAGGCAUAGUGGGUGCGGAACGGAGUGCAUUCUGGGGCACGUCAACGGGGGAGAUGGAGCGAUGGAAUCGGCACGUGGAUUGGUGGCCCGGUGGGGAGGCCUUCAUCCAGCGGUGAAUUGAUCACGACUGAGGAUCACGGCAAUGACGGCAAACAUGUUGUACGUACGUUGACGUUCUUUCGCAUCGGAGGUUGUGGGGGAAGGACAACAGAGGAUGACAUUUUGACACGUGUGGCGACGAGAGGUUGUUUUAUAUUCUUGGUUCUUUUGGUAAAGUCACGUAGAAGGGAAAGAACCAAGAAUAGGAAUCCCUGCAGUCGCCAAAGCUUUAAAUCGAAAGAGGUUGUUUGUUUCAAAAGUGCAAAUUUGUGGAGAAUGAUUUUAAACGAUUGUGGAGUUUUAGGAGCGGUGGUUUAGGAUCACGGGAAAUGACGCGCGCGUCCCGGGAGCCCGGAGGAAUCCCUCCGCGCUGUAUACGAGUGGGUGACGUUGAAAAGCGCCACACGGAUGGAUACAAGAAUCCAAAAUCUGUUUCCGCAGAUUGCUGAGCACCCUUCUGAGUCACGGAUUGUUUUUAAGGCGCAAAAAAAAGUUAUUUCCAGAAGCAAGAAUCCUCUGUGGAGUAGUCAGUGAUAGUGAUGAUUUACGAGCCUUGGUCGAUGCACUGCUAGAUGAAGGCAGCGGUAGCCAUGCUUCACCGCGCUGGUCAGUGCUGGCAGGAGAAUGGUGAGAGGUGGGUUCCCAGGAUCGGUUCGGGUUUCUUCGCUCACCGUUGAUGUUAGCCAGAAUCACUAUCAUCAUUUCGCUUGGGAGAUCAUCUCUGCCCGGUGCCUUUCCUGGUCUCAGACUCAGGAUCGCCUUCAGUACUUCCUCAACAGAUGGCACCUCAGCCAGCCACUCACAGGGGGUGACCUCUUCCAAUAUUUGAGGCACCGCAGCCUCAGCAGGGUUAUAUCCCCACUUUGUGCCAUGAUGUUUUCCUGGCUGAGGGAUUUCCCCUCCCCCAGGACCUCACAGAAAUGCUCAGCAAAUCUGCAAACCUGUUCCUGGGGGUCGGAGAUUGGAUCACCGUUUUUUCCCCUACUGAUGGUAAUAGGUGUGGCGCUGCAGGUUACUUUUUGCGGGCACGGAUGGCCGGGAUUGAGUUCAAAGUCAGCGGGUUCAGAGCGCGAGGCGCUAACCACUGCGCCACCGCUCUGUGUCUCGCGCGUAACCGACACGUGACGAUCAUGUGAUGUUUUAUUAAAGUUGUUUCUUUACACGCGCGGUGACGUUUCCGUUUGUAAGUCGGAAUCGAUUGUUUGUGAUUGGUCGAAAUGCAGGCGGUCUCUGGUUUACUGCGGUCCACAUUCACAGCGUUUAUGUAACGCCAUCGUGGAUCCAUUUACGACGCAGAAACUUGAUUUUACGACGCAUCUUCCGACGUGUCUCUGAUGUGACUUUGGUGUUGAGCUUUUGUUAUUCUCGAGUGUUUGUGUGGAUGUUUACCUAAUAAAUCCUGUUAAAUACGGCCAAUGCAAGGGAAAAACACACAUCAAGCAAGUGAUGUUUUUACUGUCUAUAGGAAAAAAUAGGGGUCCGGUUUUAUGACGAUCCGAUUUACGACAACGGCUUUUCCAUGAACGAAUUGUAACGUAACAGCGGGGGCCGCCUGUAUUAUGCAACUGGUGCAUGCUGAUGAAGUUGGUGGUGAUGGGGGUGAAGGUGGUGGUGAUGGGAUGAUAAAGAUGUGGAUUCGUGAAGCCUUCGAUAGCUGCACCAGAGGAAUUUCCAUUUGGUACAGAUACAAUUGGAGGCUGAUUGAUGCCCGGGUGCGGUCAAGGGAUGGCUCCCUAUUGGUCAACCACGUUAUGUAUGCCGAUGAUUGGGUGAUAGCUGCUCAUUCAGAGGAGGAGUUGGAGGCGCUGUUGCUGAACCUGGAGCGUGCCACUAAGAGGUGGGGCCUGACCAUCAGCCCCACCAAAACUAAGCACCUGCCUGGGUAUUUUGUACCAUCGGACACUCCACCCCCACAACUCCCAAUCGGUGAUGGGGCAGUUGUGGAGAGAGUGGAGAGUUUCCCAUACCUGGGCAGUGUGCUCAUGACGGGCUCCGGUUUGACAGCAGAGGUCUCACUCCGAAUCAGUCGAGCGGCAAUAUAUUUUCAUCGGUUGCGUAACGCUGUGUGGAAGCUACCAGGUCUGUCGCUCCGCACGAAGCUUCAAGUCUUCUCAGCCACAGUCAUGCCAUCCCUUCUCUACGCUUGCGAAACGUGGACCCCCCGAAUGGAACAUCUUCGGCGGUUAGAAACAUUUAGGCUGGUCUGCCUACGAUCCAUCCUGGGUUUAACCUGGCUGGAGUGUGUUAGGAGCCCACACAUUUUAUUUCUGUGAGCGAGGAAUGCCGAUGAAGGGCCGAUGCAGACCUCGAGGGGUGGUGUGGCCAGAACCAAGUGGCAGAGGUCGCAAACGGGUUUUGAUUCCUCAUCCGUACCCGGCCGCACCAGGGUCGCAAACAGGUACCCGUACCCUACCCGUACCCGGCUGAGUACGGGUAGGGUACGGGUAUCGGGUACCUGAUUGCGACCUCUGGGAUGAAAGCCAUGUUGCAGGCGCGGUUGGGUUGAUUCUAGGAACUUGAAUUGUGAGAAGAGACAAGACGUUGGGAAAUGAGUGACAGUUACCCACCAGUGACUCACGGCCUACCCGUACCCGGCCGCACCAGGGUCGCAAACGGGUACCCGUACCCGGCUGGGUACGGGUAGCCGGGUAUCGGGUAGGGUACGGGUAUCGGGUACCCGGUUGCGACCUCUGCCAAGUGGUAACUCAGCAUCGGGACUCAGAGGCAAGUGAAAACACAACUUUUGUGUUCGAUUCGUAUCACUUUAUUUUAUGUUUUAUUCACCAUACAAUAUGUAUUACAUUGUUAAACAUGCACGUGUACAAUAUUUAUUCUUAUGAGUCUAACAAGGCUUCCAUUUUCUGUGGGAACGCAACACAUUUCAUCACGCUGACCAUAUGGGCAUUUAAUAAUAAUGCAUU